CACAAAACAUUGGCGCUUUUCAUUUUCUGAAAUUUGAGAACCAGAAAAGAAGUGACGAGAGAGACUGAGACACAGAUGAUGGACAUGGAUAACUUCCUGGACUUUGAGUCAGAAGACCCACUCCUAAAUCGUCCUGCUGUUACUAAGAAAAGGAAGAAGGCUAUUGGGUUGGAUGAUCUUUUGACUGAUUUCUACAAGGAAGAAGACAAGCUUGUUGAAAAGAAAUCUAAGCGUGCAAAACCACGAAGGAACAAUGAUUCAGAUGAGGAAGAUAAUCAUAAAGAGGCUGCGCUCUAUGACAUUGUCGAUAAGUGUGAAAACGAGAUGAGAGAAAUAAGCGGUAAGGAGGACAGCUUUGUGUGGGGCAUAUGCGCUUUUGGAGACCAGAAAACCCCACCUCCUCUAUCUUUUCCAGAGAUUAAAAGUUGCACACUCUUGCAGUCUUUCAUUAAUGACGAGCUCAACUCUGUGAUUGAUAUCUCUACAGAAAAUGGAGACACCUUCCUUGAAGGAUUACUAGUAAAUGGCUGGCUUUCAAAAUUGGUUUUCGCCAGUCGUCAUCUAGAAAAAUCAGUGGCCACAUGGACCUUUAAUUUGAUGCUAUAUUCACCCAAAGAAGAUUUGAGGGCAUCUGCAUGUGACUUCUGGUGUGCUAUUCUCUCAUUUGAAAAUGAGGUUGACUUACAGCCUAUCAAAAUUGAUUGGUUUCCUAGCUAUUCUGAGUUAAAAAUAGCUCUUGAAAGCUAUGGUUUUCUAUUCAAACUUUCAUCUAACACGGAUUCUGCUUGUUCCAAUUCUGCUUCUCGAGGUCCAGCUCAGAAUAUUAGAGCUUGGCUUAAACUUGCAACUGCUUCUUGUCAAAUGAGAAACAAAAGGGCUAUGUACUUGACCUCAGAAGCCGAAGAGUUGAUUGAAGUAAUUAUUUGUCUAUUUUCUGACCGCCAACUUCAAGGUCUUCUUGUGCUUUUGCAUGAAUGCAUGCAGUCAGCUAUCAGUUACUUCACUAACGAAGAAUGGGAAUCUAGCUGUGAGAAGAUAGCAAAAUCUCUUGCUUGCAGAGUACCUAAGGACUUGAACUGCCUAAGAAUUGUGGAAUGCAUUUCGGUAGUCAAUACUCGCUCUAAGCUGUUUAGAAGUACAGUUGCCCAUCAAAUCCUUCUUAGUUAUUUUGAUCAUAAGGCCCCUUCUGAAGAAGGGAUCCUAAAACUGCUUAUCCCAAUCAAUGUCAAAGACAAAAGCUGUGAUUUUUUCAAGAUGUACAUACACUUGGUGUUGACAGAGAAUUGGCUCUUGUCUAAUCAACUUUUAGAAGACAAGCCAGUCUUGAAGGCAAUGUGGCGCCUCUACUUAAGAAACUGUUCUUGCAUGAUAGCCAGCACUGACUUGCGGUGUUUUGCAUCUAAGGUCCGCAACAAGGCAUCAUAUCUUCUGCAAGGCACUGUCAGCUAAUUCAGGAUCCUGAAGCAGGACGUUUUGAAGCAUAUUGGGGGGGCUUGCCUCUAGCGGUUUUUGCAGAGGGAAUGUUCGUUUGGUUUUCUUUGCUUCUUUCCUCCCUCACUAAGUUUCUCUGUAAUGGAUAUAUUGGUAAUGUAUUAUGUAAUUGGAGACAAAUGCAGGGCAACAAUGGCUUCUUCCCUCCUAGUUUAAAAUUGCUUUUGAAUUUUCUUUUAAACCCCUAAAUUAGAGAGGAAAAAUGUCAUUCA
Molecule: messenger RNA, 1703 nt
Organism: Prunus persica (peach)
Lineage: Eukaryota; Viridiplantae; Streptophyta; Magnoliopsida; Rosales; Rosaceae
Exons: 13
Coding region: 76-1449 (457 amino acids)
Source: RefSeq, a predicted model, not a curated record